GUCUUGAUUUGUUUUGUUGGUUGUUUUGCGCGGUUUUUUCCCAUUUCUGCUGAAAAUUUCAUGCCUUUUUCCUGUUUUACUACAGUCAGUUUAUUUUUAUUAAAAUGACUGAAGAAGAAAACUAUACAGAUGUUGAUUUAUCGGACAUGAUAGACGAUAGUGAACAUUAUGUUGAAAGUGAACCUCCAAACGCCGAAACACUCGAUCUAGCUGAGAAUCCGUAUUCGACCCACGAUUCAGAGCCUGUAAAUUCAGAAGAACCACUAUUAACUGAGAAGAAAACAACGAAUUCGGUGAACAAAAGCGAGGUUAUUAGGACAACGAGGUUGCCCAUGGCUAGGGUAAAGAACAUCAUGAAAAUGGACCCAGAUGUUAGUGUUAUCUCCGGCGAUGCUGUAUUCUUAGUUACAAAAGCUACGGAAUUAUUUUUGGAAACAAUUGCAAAGGAAACAUAUGCAUACACAAUAGCAAACAAGCGGAAAACAAUAUCGAAGAAAGAUCUAGAUUUAAUUGUAAACAAAGUUGACUGCUUGUGUUUCUUGGAAGGAGCUAUGGACUUUUAGAAUAGAUGUGUGAGUGAAUGAAUGUA
This is a messenger RNA of Ostrinia nubilalis (European corn borer), 589 nucleotides long. Its product is annotated as DNA polymerase epsilon subunit 4-like. Lineage: Eukaryota; Metazoa; Arthropoda; Insecta; Lepidoptera; Crambidae. Gene Ontology annotation, molecular function: protein heterodimerization activity. Gene Ontology annotation, biological process: DNA-templated DNA replication. The record is from RefSeq and is a predicted model, not a curated record. Gene Ontology annotation, cellular component: epsilon DNA polymerase complex; nucleus. The transcript has 2 exons. Bases 105 to 563 code for a protein of 152 amino acids.